AUGGAGACUUUGCCGAGGAGCAAAGAUGGGGUGCCGUCCUUUGAUGGGACGGUGGAGCAGCUGCCUCUGUUCAAAGAAGAAGCACUAGCCUACUUGUUCACGUUGGAACACCACAAACGGUAUCUGGCUGGGCCUAGGCUAGCUCAGGGCUUGACAGGGGUGGCUAGAACAGUGAUCAGAAAGAAGUUGGCCAAGGACCCUCAAUGGUUAGCUCAUCCGCGGGGGACUUUCGACCUGAUAGACCAUCUAGAGCGAUCAUUGGGGCAGCCAACACUGAUCCUGGCAGCGCAGAACAUCCAGAAAUUAUUUUACCAGUUGAGGCGGAAGAAGAAUGAAACCAUGACCCAAUGGGUCAAUCGACACAGUGAAGCCCUUUGGGAGGCAUCAAGAUCUCUACAACGAGUGCAAGGUGAGCAUGGCGGCAGUGUGAACACUGCCCUGGGGGGUUCAAGACACUCGAGUGGAGCUCCUAGUGAUGUGAGUUGGGGUGCCACUGGACGAGAUCGGAGGAGCUCGGAUGUCACAGCAUCGACACACCGUGCCGCUGGACCUAUGGGACCCUUCGAUGAGAAUGGUAGGAUGAUGGAUGAUGAUGGUGAGGAUGAACAUCCCCACCGUGGCGCUGAUGGUUGGUUGCAAAAUGGCUGGAAUUGGUGGGGCUCAGACUGGUCUGAAUGGCAAGCUGGCUCAUGGAAGAGUGAUGAGUAUGCACCACCGACUUCAUGGCAGGCGGAGGAGGAGGACCUGGAAGACGGCCUGACGGCCGAUGGUGAAAUGCCGGACCCUUCGACAGAACCGGAGGCCUAUGCGGCAUUCGUUGCAGACCAGGAGGUGAUCGAAGACGCCCUUGAGGUGAUCAAAGAGAAGAAGCGCACCUUGAAGGAGGCUCGCUGGCGGCAACAGCAAGUUCGCAGCGGGCGGAAAUUCUACCCGUCGACCACGGGCAAGGGCUACUCCAAGGGUCAAGGCAAGAGAGAUGAUACUCCUCAGAAGUGUCUUCGUUGUGGAGGCCCUCACCAAACGUCAAACUGUCCAAUGCCCCGUCGGCAGCAGGCAAAUGUGACGGAAGAGGCUGAAGUCGCCUUCAGUGUGGCACCUGUACAGGAAUCCUUGUCGUGUGAGCAGGCCAACGUCAGUUCCGAGGUGAGCGAGAACAUCCGUGUGUGUUUGAGCCGGAAGAUGUUUUAUCCCGACAGCAGCAGUGUGAACUCUCAACGUGCAGACCGUGUGAUUCUCCGGAACUUGUGUGUGAUCAUGCUGACCGAGUGCAAGGCCGAUCUCAUCAACAAGCUUCAGGAAUACGGCGAGUCAGUUUCCUCGAGCAUGACAGUGCUCCAGCUGAAAGCUCGCCUGGCAGAACUGAAGGAGUCCGACAAGGAGUCCGACCGCCAGGUCCUGAAGAGCAAGAUCCAGGCCCUGAACAAGGCUGCAAAGAAGAAGGAGAAAAUGACUAUGGAGACACCACUGGUCAACUUUGGCAAACAUGCCGAAUGUCAGUACAAGGACAUCCUGCAGACACAUCGCUCCUACGGCAACUGGGUGAUCGACACAGCAGCAGAGAAUCCGGGCAGUCAUUGGCGACUUUGUCGCCUGGCAGAAUGGCUCAAGGAGAACUGGGACAGGCCUUUGACUCAAGGCUACCAGCCGCCAGCUCGCGAGCGAGACAGCGACCACACGGACAGCUCAUUUGUCAAGGUGAAUCAGUCCGAUUCAGACCAAGAUGUGGAUCGCCUGAAGGCAGAACUGGAGCAGCUGAAGUCAGAGAAUGCCAUGCUCUCCAAGCAGAUGGAGAGGAGCAAGUCCCGCAAGGAGAUGUGA
Molecule: messenger RNA, 1818 nt
Organism: Durusdinium trenchii
Lineage: Eukaryota; Dinophyceae; Suessiales; Symbiodiniaceae
Source: the annotation of a GenBank genome assembly